GUCAUCCACGCUGUUCGAUCUCCGUCACCCUCCAGGAAUUCGCACCACUGCACAACAAUCGGCCGAAUUAACCGAGCAGAUAGCGGUGCGAUCAUAUAAACACAGCUUAUAAAUUAUAUUCUGUAGCUCUUUUGAGCUAGAAUCGCCAAGAUGGGUCAAGGACAAUCUGGUAUGGGAGGAGAUGGAAAGGAUGAUAAAGAUAAGAAGAAGGAUAAGCCCAAGUACGAACCCCCACCAAGACCUACGACCCGCGUUGGGCGCAAGAAGAGAAAGGCUGGCGGCACCAGCGCUGCUGCUAAGCUCCCUGCUGUCUUCCCUACAAGUCGAUGCAAGCUACGCCUUCUACGAAUGCAGCGAAUCCACGAUCACUUGCUACUGGAAGAGGAAUACGUGGAGAACCAAGAACGCCUCCGCAAGGCCAAGGCGACCAAGGAAGGUGCUGUUGUCGCUGCCGGGCCCGAAGCCGAUGCCGACAGAAACGCUGACGAACGUGGCCGCGUUGACGACAUGAGAGGCAGCCCGAUGGGUGUAGGCACGCUGGAAGAGCUGAUUGAUGACGACCAUGCUAUUGUCAGCAGCACAACAGGCCCCGAGUACUAUGUUAGCAUCAUGAGCUUUGUUGACAAGGACUUGCUGGAGCCUGGCGCAAGCGUGCUUCUACAUCACAAGAGUGUGAGCAUUGUUGGUGUCUUGACAGACGAUACAGACCCCAUUGUCAGCGUCAUGAAGCUUGACAAGGCGCCCACAGAGUCGUACGCCGAUAUCGGUGGACUGGAACAGCAGAUUCAGGAAGUCAGAGAGUCGGUAGAAUUACCUCUGCUGCAUCCAGAGCUGUACGAAGAAAUGGGUAUCAAGCCUCCCAAGGGUGUUAUCCUCUACGGUGCCCCUGGUACCGGUAAGACGCUACUAGCCAAGGCAGUAGCAAACCAGACGUCGGCAACCUUUUUGCGCAUUGUAGGCAGCGAGCUUAUUCAGAAGUACUUGGGUGACGGUCCAAGACUGGUUCGACAGCUGUUCCAGGUUGCUGGUGAAAAUGCGCCAUCGAUUGUGUUUAUUGAUGAAAUCGACGCGAUUGGUACGAAGCGAUACGACUCCACAUCCGGUGGUGAGAGAGAAGUCCAGCGAACUAUGUUAGAACUGCUCAACCAGCUGGACGGUUUUGAUGACCGGGGUGACGUCAAGGUGAUUAUGGCCACCAACAAGAUUGAGUCUCUGGAUCCGGCCCUGAUCCGUCCUGGUCGCAUUGACCGUAAGAUUCUGUUUGAGAACCCCGAUACCAAUACAAAGCGCAAGAUCUUUACUCUCCACACCUCGAAGAUGAAUCUCGGAGACGACGUCGACUUGGAGGAGUUUAUUUCGCAAAAGGACGAUCUUUCUGGCGCUGACAUCAAGGCUAUCUGUUCUGAGGCGGGUAUGAUGGCUCUGCGUGAGCGUCGUAUGCGCGUGCAAAUGGCAGACUUUAGAACCGCCCGCGAGCGUGUACUCAAGACGAAGCAAGAAGGAGAACCAGAAGGCCUGUAUUUGUAAGAGUGGCAUCGGCCUCUUAUAGAGCUGGUCCAUAGCAAUAGAAGAUGUUUUAAGCAAUCACCUGAUGUUGCCUCAUAUUUGAUGAA
This is a messenger RNA of [Torrubiella] hemipterigena, 1613 nucleotides long. The record is from the annotation of a GenBank genome assembly. Lineage: Eukaryota; Fungi; Ascomycota; Sordariomycetes; Hypocreales; Clavicipitaceae.